AGAAUAUAGAUGGAUCUAUAGAUAUUACUAUCACGAUAUGACCAUGACCGGUAACGUCUACAGCUGGAAAGAUAUGGACCAGAUAGAAGGCCAGUAUCUUAUAUACUAUCUUAUAUUCUGUGUCAGUUCAGAAAAAGACAUUGGCUAGACAGUACGUGUUUGUGUCUUCAGAUGGGAUUUACAGUGAUAAAGCCUCAACAAAUGUUUUAGUUCAAGUAUUUAAACGUUGUGUGGAAAUUAUAACAACUGCGUGUUUGCAAUCAAAGGUGAAAGGAGGAAACGGUUCAGCAUAUGGAGGACUUCAGAGAAUUACUCUAGGUUUCUCUAGAAAACCAGGAAGGUGUUGUAAGCUUUGAUCCCACCGUUACCACUGCAGAGAAGAUUGCUGAGGGAAUAGAUGACAUGGGUUUUGAAGCCAAAGUUAAGUCCCCUGGGUCCUCCCCCCAGGAAGUGACAAUCUACAUAGAGGGAAUGACCUGUCAGUCUUGUGUCAAAAACAUAGAGGGUGCCAUCAGCAUGAGGUCAGGGGUCAAGCAGAUCAAGGUAUCAUUAUCGCAGAAACAGGCGAGCAUAAGGUAUGACCCCUCUCAGACCAAUCCUAGAACUCUACGUGAACACAUCGACGAUAUGGGUUUUGAGGCUUUUCUGGAAAAACCGAAGCAGACGGUGAAUGUGAAAAUUGGAGUAGAGGGUAUGACCUGCCAGUCUUGUGUCAAGAAUAUUGAAGGGAAUAUGUCCAGCAAACCGGGAGUGAGGCACAUUCAAGUUUCCCUGGAGAGAAAAGAGGCCAAUAUCACGUAUGACCCCUCCGUUGUUACAGCACAGAUGUUACGAGAUCAAAUCAAUGACAUGGGGUUUGAGGCAACACUUCCCAGCAAUGGAUCCUCAACAUCUUUUGAUGAAUUUCAUGAACUCGCUAAGACAAGAAGCCAUGCUGACUUUGGCAAAUGUAGGUUACACAUUGAGGGGAUGACUUGUCAGUCGUGCAUUAAGAACAUUGAAGGGGUUAUCGGUGAAUUCCCAGGAGUGAAAACUAUCAAGGUGACUUUGGAGACCAAAUCUGCUGAUGUUACUUUUGACUCCAGCAUUGUUACUGCCCAGGCAGUGGCGGAUAGAAUAUCUGAUAUGGGUUUCGACUGCAAUGUGGCUGACCAACAGGAUGAGUUUGAUGAAAUAGCCAGUAGAAGUGCUCCCACAAAAUCUCCCCCAGAUGGCACUCUAGCCAAGUGUAUGGUUGAUAUUGAAGGGAUGACCUGUAUGUCUUGUGUUAAGAACAUCGAGGGUACUCUUUCUGAUGAGAAGGGGAUCGCACAAGUCAGUGUUUCUCUGGAAGAGAAAAGGGGUACAGUGCAGUAUGAUCCCGCCCUCUGGUCCCCCACCACUGUGGCCGAGAGAAUCAGUGACAUGGGCUAUGAUUCUGUAGUCCAUGCUGCAGCCAUUCCUAAGGUGCCCUCCACUAUCAGCACAACUGUCAUCUCCAUCAAAGGAAUGACAUGCAAUUCCUGUGUGAAGACAAUCCAGGAAGUGAUUUCUGAGAAACCAGGGGUGAGAUCUAUAAAAGUGUCUCUGCAGGAAGAGCAGGGAGUUAUCCAAUAUGAUCCUGACGUCACGUCACCCCAGCAGCUGCGAGACGCCAUAGAUGAUAUGGGCUUUGAUGCAUGCAUCACAGAUGAGACCAAAUUCCCACCAGAAACCACCGUGAUAAUGAACGGCAGUGCAGGGCCAGUGAAGUCCACGCCUUCACGCGGCCAUCUACCCAAGACCAACCAUGGCAUGGUCCUACAAAGGAAGGUGGACACAGUGGAAGAGGAUGACCUGGAGAAAUGCCACCUCCAUGUGUCUGGAAUGACCUGUGCUUCUUGUGUGGCUAAUAUUGAGAGGAACUUACUGAAAGUGCCUGGUAUUUCUUCAGUGUUGGUGGCUUUGAUGGCCCAGAAAGCAGAAGUGAAGUAUGAUCCUGCCUACAUGAUGCCCUCCCAGAUUGCUACCCUGGUCACAGAACUGGGCUACCCCGCCAUGCUGAUCGAGAAUGAAGGAACAGGUGAUGGGCACCUUGAAAUCCAGAUUGGUGGUAUGACAUGUUCAUCCUGUGUCCACCGUAUAGAGUCCCAUAUGGUGAAACAACCAGGCAUCAAGUCUGCCAUAGUUUCCCUGGCUACCAAUAGGGGACGCUUUGAGUUUGAUCCAGAAAACACAGGACCAAGAGAUAUUAUGAAUGAAAUAAGGGAUAUGGGAUAUGAGGCUUCCCUGGUCACAGACAAUUCCAAGAAUUCUGCUGCACAUGAACACAGGAAAACUACCAGGCAGUGGAGAAAUUCAUUCCUGUUUUCCCUCAUACUUGGUGUACCUUGUAUGGUGGUCAUGAUGUACUUCAUGUUUGCUUAUAUGCACAUGCCUGGUCACCAGAUGGCAGCAGGUGGCAGUAAUGAUACAGCUGAUUCCUCGCCAGGUGUCCCCAUGGUGACAGCAGGACUGUCUGUGGAGAACUUGAUUCUAUUUUUACUGGCAACUCCUGUACAGUUUAUUGGUGGGAGAUAUUUUUAUAUCCAAGCCUACAAAGCUUUGAAACACAGAUCCACCAAUAUGGAUGUCCUUAUUGUCAUGGCAACCACAAUAUCAUAUGUUUACUCAGUUAUUGUUGUGGCUGUUGCCAUGGUGAUGCAAGAGUCCACAAGCCCACGUACAUUCUUUGAGACCACACCUAUGUUAAUGGUGUUUAUAUCAUUGGGACGGUGGCUUGAACAUAUAGCAAAGGGCAAGACAUCAGAGGCCCUGACCAAGCUGAUGUCUCUGCAGGCCAGUGAGGCUCUACUGCUGGAGUGUGACAAGAAUGGCCAGGUGAUCAAGGAACAGAGGAUCAGUGUGGACUUAGUUCACAGGGGAGAUAUUCUCAAGGUCCUGCCUGGAGAGAAGAUUCCAGUGGAUGGUAAAGUGACGGAGGGACACUCCAUGUGUGAUGAAUCUCUUAUCACUGGAGAGUCCAUGCCCGUGGAGAAGAAAAAAGGUUCUUCUGUGAUUGGAGGAUCUAUCAACCAGAAUGGCACUCUGUUGGUGGAAGCUACACAUGUGGGGGCAGACAGUGCUCUUGCUCAAAUAGUCAGGCUUGUGGAAGAAGCUCAAACAUCCAAAGCUCCUCUGCAGGCAGUGGCAGACACCAUAGCUGGCUAUUUUGUCCCUGGGGUUUGCACCAUCUCUCUCCUCACAGCUGUAGUAUGGGUUAUAGUGGGCUAUGCCACUUAUAACCAGUUGGACAUUCAUUGGAAAUCAGAAAGUGGAAUGGGCAAGAACGAAAUCAUCUUCCAGCAUGCGUUUAAGUUUGCCAUCACAGUUCUAGCAAUAGCCUGUCCCUGUGCCCUGGGCCUGGCCACACCCACUGCUGUUAUGGUGGGGACAGGGGUGGGGGCUACUAACGGGAUACUCAUCAAGGGAGGAGAGCCAUUAGAGAUUGCACACAAGGUACAGAGUAUUGUGUUUGACAAGACAGGCACAAUAACGCGUGGUAUAGCAGAGUUGACUAGACUGACACUGUUUAAUACAGGGUUGUCCAAACAUCUGGUGAUUGCUGUCACUGGGACUGCAGAAACCAGCAGUGAACACCCUGUAGCUGCAGCCAUUGUCAAAUAUGCCAAACAGGCAUUGGGUGCAGAGACCCUGGGCAAGGUGUUGGAUUUCCAAGCUGUCCCAGGCUGUGGCUUGAAGUGUAGAGUGACCAAUGUUGAUCAUCUGGUGAGCAGUAUGGAAACAAAGGACAUUCUCAAAGAACACACUAAUAUUGACAGAGACGAAAUACAAGACCUGCAAGAUGCCCCAUCCUCCAGUGGCUAUGAGGUAUUGAUAGGUAACAGGGAGUGGAUGAGCCGUAACAUGCUGACAGUCACUGAGGCCAUGGACCAGGAAAUGUCAUAUCAUGAAAACAAGGGAGAAACUGCAGUACUCUGUGCAAUUAAUGGUGAGAUAGUUGCCAUGCUGGCCGUGGCAGACACAGUGAAGGAAGAGGCUCACCUUGCUGUGUACACACUGAAGAAAAUGGGACUCAAUGUUUUCCUCCUCACAGGAGACAAUCUCAAGACAGCUAAGGCAAUAGCCAAACAGGUUGGCAUCAGUAAAGUGUUUGCGGAAGUGUUACCAUCUCACAAAGUGGCCAAGAUCAAGCAACUCCAGAAGGACGGGCACCGUGUGGCCAUGGUAGGGGAUGGGGUCAAUGAUUCCCCAGCCCUGGCACAGGCUGACCUAGGCAUUGCCAUAGGAACAGGAACUGAUGUUGCCGUGGAAGCAGCAGGCGUGGUGCUAAUUAGGAAUGACCUGUUAGAUGUGGUGGCGGCCAUGCGUCUGUCAAAGAAGACAGUGAGGAGGAUAAGGUUCAACUUCCUGGCUGCUACCAUCUACAACAUAGUGGGAAUACCUGUAGCUGCUGGUGCUUUAUUCCCAAUUGGUAUUGAAUUAAUGCCAUGGAUGGCCUCUGCAGCAAUGGCUGCCUCAUCCGUGUCUGUCGUCUGCUCUUCAUUGUUGCUGAAACUCUUCAAGAAACCUAACAGAGAGGACCUCCUGACACAAGAGUACUUUCAGAAGUUCAGCUCAGGCAGGGACGAGUAUGGGGAGGAUGAUAUUUCUGUCCACUGCGGUAUGGACGCCGACUUUGACCCCGAUAUUUAUGGCAAGACCAGUCUCAAGGGCAGUAUUAAGAGCAUAGUCAGCAAGCUGAACAUAGCAAACAGACCCAAGGGGCAUGAGUACAACAGUCUGCUGUCUGUGAAUGCACACGAAGAAAUGGAGAUGGACCCAGUGUAAUAUUUAGUAUGGUAUCAUAAUAACCUGAGAAGAACUCGUGAAAGCAAGCUUUCUGUUGUUAUAGGGAAACAGUUUAAUGCCUUCAAGUACAUCAUAAAGAGUUUUUAAAGUUCAAAAUUGUUUAUACUUUGCUUCUGUAUAAAAACUCAGAUUUAUAUAUUUAUUGCUUCUGCAUGGAACAUUAUAUGUAUUGUAUGAUCUGUUAGAGAGUAACCAUGUUAACACUGAGAGUUUCAACCACAGUUCACACCUAACAAUAUUAACUUUUCUAAUGUGAAUGCACUACCUCCUAAGUGCCUUUCAUUGGUUUCAAGUCACUUUUACUAUGACAUCUGAAUGUUUGAGGAAAAAAGUUUGAAUUUCCCGAUCAACAUGAUAAGAAAAUAUAAUGAAUGUAAAAGAACAAAUUUAAAAUGAAAAACUAAAAGGUAUUAGUUUUCUCUUUUUACAUAGUUUGUUAAUCCCAUUUUAUGCCAUAUUGGCAUAGCCUUGAUAUUGACCAGCUGCACAUCAUCUCAGGCUCACUCUAUUCUCACUAGUCAGUAAAUUGUAUAUUUUUGCUCUUUUGAAUAUGAAGGGGUACUUCAUAGAUACUCUGUAUUCCUGUUGACAUCAAGUGUAUACAUUUAUUUUAUCUGUAGCCAAUAUUAAAUCAAAACUCUUGAAUGAGAUAAGAUACUCUAUAAAUAUUUAUUUUUGUUUAUUGAUGCUUUGGAAAUUACAUGAAUGCCAGUUAAGUGAUAAACACUUAAAUUCAGAUAUUUUAAGCAGGUCAUCUUGUCAAUUGAUAUUGCAGUUCUACACCUUUUCACCAAUAGUUUCAGGUUGAAUUGAGUUUUGCUUGCCAAAUUUAAGAUUUUUUAUACUUGUGUAAAACCAUGACAGUUUAUUUGACAAAAUGCAAAUAUAAAAUUUUCCCAAUAUUGUAGUACUGUAAUAGCUGUUAUGAUAUACAUUUCUGUUUUAUGGAAGGGAUUUAAUUCUUGCCUAAGUUGUCUUUAUUGCCAGUUUGAAGGCCAAAUUGUUCUGGAAGCUUCUUAUAGAUAUGUUAAAAUUGUAAGAUUGUAUAAGUAUGGUAAUUUGUGGCUUAUGCCAAUACAUUACUUUUUUCAGAUUGUGAAGUUUUCAACCCUUCAUUAACAUAGUGAUGUCAAAAAACUUGUUUCAGAAUUCACUUUUUUAUUACUCGUAGUACAAUCUAACUUAUACUCUUUCAGGCAAUACAAUCACACAAAACUUACUUGGGGAAAAUAAUUUGGGAACAUUAUUUAAAAAAUCAGUAAUUACUGAAUACUUUAACUUGUGACCAAUUUUUAAAAUCAAAUUCACUAUAAUAUUGGAGUAAAAAAGUGGAAUUUUGAACUGUAAUAAAUAAGACGGGCAAGUGGUGACCCACAUGUCUAACAAGCCAUUAUCUGAAAAAUAUAGUAAAAAGGAAGAUGUUCAUGUUGCAUUGCAUUAAAAAUGUAAAACAUUAUUCAAACAAAAGAAAAUAAAACAAAAUUUAUAAAAUA
This is a messenger RNA of Lingula anatina, 6302 nucleotides long. RefSeq names its product copper-transporting ATPase 1-like. Lineage: Eukaryota; Metazoa; Brachiopoda; Lingulata; Lingulida; Lingulidae. The record is from RefSeq and is a predicted model, not a curated record. Gene Ontology annotation, cellular component: membrane. Gene Ontology annotation, molecular function: ATPase-coupled monoatomic cation transmembrane transporter activity; ATP binding; ATP hydrolysis activity. Gene Ontology annotation, biological process: monoatomic cation transport.